Messenger RNA from Zingiber officinale, 1758 nucleotides. Its product is annotated as putative disease resistance RPP13-like protein 1. Gene Ontology annotation, molecular function: ADP binding. Lineage: Eukaryota; Viridiplantae; Streptophyta; Magnoliopsida; Zingiberales; Zingiberaceae. The transcript is spliced from 4 exons. The record is from RefSeq and is a predicted model, not a curated record. Gene Ontology annotation, biological process: defense response to other organism. The coding region runs from base 1 to 1758 and encodes 585 amino acids.
AUGUCGGCAGGAGGCUGUGAAGAACUUGCUAUCGCAAAACAAGAGAAGGUGAAGAGAUUCAAAGGACAGAAAACCUACUGGCUGAAUUAUCGCCGGAACACAGACGCCGAAAAAUGUGGAAGAUGGGGAAGGACAAACGCCGGAAGAGAAAGCAAGUGGCGAUGGGAAAGGAAGCUUACAAGAAAGAGGUCGCCGAAGGAGCAGGAAGGAGGAACGCCGCCGGAGCAUAGACGAAGAGUGGCCGAAGAAUUUGAAGACGAAAUGUGUAGUAUGUGGCUCAGGACAGCUCUCACGUGGCGCCGUCUCCAGGUACUGAGAGGAGUAGGAGGAAAUGAUGUUGGUGUUGAAACUAAAGCAGAAGUUGAAGGCAGACUUGAUCCUCUUCUUUCAGGAAGUUUGCUUCUUGUGCUGGAUGAUAUAUGGAGUGCAAACGUGUGGAGAGAGUUGCUCAGAAAUCCCAUUUUGAAGGGUUCAUGUAGGAGUGUUAUCUUAUUUACCACUAGGCAUGAAGUUGUGGCAAGAGAAAUGAGAGCAGAUUAUGUUCACCCUGCUGAGAAAAUAGACGAAGGCAGUGGUUGGGAAUUAAUUAGAAAGAUUGUUUUUGGAGAUGGGGAGGAUGCAAUAAUUUCUGAAUUGGAAGAAGUUGGUAUGGAAAUUGUCAGAAAAUGUGAUGGUCUUCCUCUGGCAAUCAAAGUGAUGGCUGGUGUUUUAUUUCACAAGGAAAGGACUAAGACGGAGUGGAAAAAAGUUGUUGAAAGUGAUUUAUGGUUUAGGAAAGAGAUCAAACUAUCCAAUGCUUUAUACUUGAGCUAUGAGGAUUUGCCCAAUCACCUCAAACAAUGCUUUCUUAGUUGUGCUUUCUACCACGGCAUAUCACAUCGAUCUGACAUAAUCAGACUGUGGGUGGCCGAAGGGUUUGUCAUUGAAGAAUUAGAUAGUUUGAUGGAAGUUACUGCAAAAGACUACUACAAAGAACUUAUUGCAAGAAACCUUUUGCAAAUUGACCAAAGAUUUGAAGAUGGUAGACUAUUUGUUAUGCAUGGUGUUUUGCGAUCUUUUGGGGAAAAAUUGAUGGAAGAGGAAGGGAUUAUUAUUAGUGGUGAUCCAUAUAGAAACAGCCUCCCAGAUUCUCUUGUAAAAUUGUCUCAUCUAAAAUACUUGAAUCUUGAUGGAACAAAGAUUAGAAAGCUUCCUGAAUCCAUUAAGGAUCUGGCAAACCUGCAAACUUUGUGUCUCUCGGGGUGUAAAUCACUGCAUGAACUUCCAGAUGGCAUCACAAGGUUGAGCAAUUUGAGGUGCCUUCGAAUUUUGAGUACUCCACUCACCCAUUUUCCAAAGGGAUUUGGGAAGUUGAAAAAUCUCAACAAUCUUGCCGGAUUUUUCGUAGGCCAUCGUGACUCCAUGAGCAUGAUGGAAGGUGGUUGUGACUUGGACGAGUUGCAAUAUUUGUGCAACCUAAAUGAUCUGGUUAUUAGUAAAUUGGAAAGGGCAAGGACGACAAACUUUGUGCUUGAGAACAAAACAUUUCUUAGGAUACUGACUCUUGGAUGGACAAUGAACAAUAAUGAAAACAAUGAUGAGCAAAGCAGUGAGGCAGAGAGGAUAUGCAAACAACUCAGUCCUCCAGCGACCCUAGAAGGUCUCUCCAUCGACAAUUUCCCCGGUCGACAGUUUCCAGACUGGAUGGUGUCAACUUCAUUGGCUGACCUAACAUUUUUGGCUCUUGACAAAUUUCCAUCAUGUCGAGAAAACAAGUAA